Molecule: messenger RNA, 166 nt
Organism: Dentiscutata heterogama
Lineage: Eukaryota; Fungi; Glomeromycota; Glomeromycetes; Diversisporales; Gigasporaceae
Source: the annotation of a GenBank genome assembly
UUCUUUUAGUACUGAUACCUUUAAAUAUUUUGAGCCUGAUGCUGCUGCUCCUGAUACACAUCUUGAUUCCAGUGCUGCCCCUGAUAAUAAUGUUGCUUUCAGUAAUAAUUGUUAUGCUACUCCUAAAAAUAAUUAUUAUACUGCUCUUGAAAAUGAUCAUUAUGCU